UAUAUGAUACGGGCGCAUCAGGCACGAGAAACCUCCGCAAUUCUCCGGAUGAAAUGCAGGAAUCUCCUUAAGGAAAGCCCAGAACUAUUCAGAGAGUCUCCAGGGGCCUCUCUGCUUUUCACAUCACGUUACUCGACAAACUCCCUCUUGUUGCACAUAGUUUCUUUCAUUUUAGGACUAAUAAUUUAAAAUCCGACCUCUAUCCUGGAGUCUCUUUUUAGACUUUAACAUCAUCUUUUCAAACCUCCAGUAUACUGGACACAUUUGUUCGAGGGUUUCCUAUCCUGUGACAUCAGUUAUGUUGUCAGGAUUGGUUAUUUGCAUUUUCUCUGAUCAUGUUAGAUAUAAAAUCAUGAAUGGCAGCAUGUCAGAAUGAUUCUCCACACCUAUGACACUGAGGGAAAAUGUGAUGCUGGGAAGUCUAAUCCAUGCCUUCAUCCUGCACUGAGAAGACUCACUCGCACGUCUGACCGCUGGAGGAAGGCUGAAACUUUUGAAGGCGCUGCGUAUAGUCGCGCGGACCCAGUGUGAGUGAACGGUGGGAUGAAACUCUUCUGUUUUUGCUUCAUUCCUCUCGUGCUGUCACGGACAUAUUUUACCUAGGAAGCAAACGGCAGCAGCUUCAACUAAUAAUGCGGCGUUAUUGAUCAUCGACAGGAGACAAUACCCAUCCCCUGUUUUCCAUACCUACAUAAUCACUGGAUAUCUGUAGACGAAGUGCGGACGAAGAGGCUUUUGUUCUGCGGUGUUACUCGCUUUGACAGGACUUGUUCCGUUGAUCAAUAUGACGUCUCCGGCUAAAUUCCGAAAGGACAAGGAAAUUAUAGCCGAAUAUGAAACGCAAGUUAAAGAGAUCCGAGCCCAGUUGGUGGAGCAGCUUAAGUGUUUGGACCAGCAAUGUGAGAUCCGCGUGCAGCUCCUGCAGGACCUGCAGGACUUCUUCCGCAAGAAGGCAGAGAUCGAGAUGGACUACUCCCGCAACCUAGAGAAACUAGCCGAGAGGUUCCUGGCCAAGACGCGCUACACAAAGGACCCUCAAUUUAAGAAGGAGCAGAAUGUCUUGUCUCCAGUCAACUGCUGGAACCUUCUCUUGGCUCAGGUGAAGAGAGAGAGUCGAGACCACGCCACUCUCAGCGAUCUCUACCUCAACAACAUCAUCCCACGCUUCGCCCAGAUCAGCGAGGACUCAGGACGCCUCUUCAAAAAGAGUAAAGAGGUGGGCCUCCAGCUACAGGAGGAUUUGAUGAAGGUCCUCAAUGAGUUGUACACGGUGAUGAAGACCUAUCACAUGUACAAUAUGGACAGCAUCAACGCUGAGAGCAAGCUGAAGGAUGCAGAAAAGCAAGAGGAGAAGCAGAUGAGCCGCAGUGUCCGACACGAGGACAGGCAGACACCGCGCUCACCCGACUCCCUCACCAGCAUCAAGAUCGAGGAAAAACAUGUGCGCCGCAGCUCCGUCAAGAAGAUUGAGAAGAUGAAGGAGAAGCGGCAAGCAAAAUACACUGAGAACAAGCUGAAAGCCAUCAAGGCCAGGAAUGAGUACCUUCUUGCUCUGGAGGCCACCAACAGCUGCGUGUUCAAAUACUAUAUCCAUGAUCUGUCUGACCUCAUAGAUUGCUGUGACCUAGGCUACCAUGCCAGCCUGAACCGUGCACUGCGUACCUACCUCUCGGCUGAGUUUAACGUUGAGACUUCCAAGCACAGUGGUCUGGAGACCAUCGAAAAUGCUGCAGAGAACCUGGAGGCCAACGCAGACAAACAAAGGCUCAUGGAGACCUACAACAAUGUCUUUUGCCCUCCGAUGCGCUUCGAUUUCCAGUCUCACAUGGGUGAUAUGGUGGGACAUAUGUGUGCCCAGCAGCCUGUACAGGUAGAGCUGAUCCAGAGAUGCCAGCAGCUACAGUCCCGCCUGUCCACACUGAAGAUAGAGAAUGAAGAGGUGAAGAAGACGAUGGAGGCCACUCUACAGACCAUCCAGGACAUGGUGACCAUUGAGGACUUUGAUGUGACUGACUGUUUCCACCACAGUAACUCAAUGGAGUCAGUCAAGUCCACUGUGUCUGAAUCUUUCAUGAGCAAACCCAGCCUAGCCAAGAGACGAGCCAACCAGCAGGAGACAGAACAGUUCUACUUCACGAAACUGAAGGAGUUUCUGGAGGGCAGGAACCUCAUCACCAAACUACAGGCUAAACAUGAACUGAUCCAAAAGACUCUGGGAGAAAGUCAGAAGACCGACUACUGCCUUGCCAGCGGACGGAGGAACUCCACUGUGCGAAAACAGGAGCCCAGCCAAAUCAUUCCCCUGAUGGUGGAGAGUUGUAUUCGCUUCAUCAGUCGACAUGGUCUCCAUCACGAGGGGAUAUUCAGGGUGUCUGGCUCCCAGGUGGAAGUCAAUGACAUUAAGAACGCCUUUGAAAGAGGUGAGGACCCGCUAGCUGGGGAUCAGAAUGAUCAUGAUAUGGACUCCAUCGCUGGAGUGUUAAAGCUCUACUUCAGGGGCCUGGAGCACGCCCUCUUUCCUAAGGAAGUCUUCCAUGACCUAAUGUCCUGUGUCUCCAUGGAGAACCUCCAGGACAGAGCUGUCCACAUCCGCAAAGUCCUGCUGUCACUACCCAGCAACACCUUGGUUAUCAUGAGAUACCUGUUCGCUUUCCUCAACCAUCUGUCCCAGUACAGUGAUGACAACAUGAUGGACCCCUACAACCUGGCUAUCUGCUUCGGCCCCACACUCAUGUCUGUGCCUGAGGGCCACGACCAAGUCUCCUGCCAGGCACAUGUGAAUGAGCUCAUCAAAACCAUUAUUAUCCAUCAUGAGAGCAUCUUUCCAGGGCCCCGUGAGCUGGAGGGGCCCAUCUAUGACCAUGGAGGAGCCACUGAGGAAUACUGUGAUAGUCCACACAUUGAGCCCCCCCUAGUGGAUGAACCUGCUCCUGACACCACCUCUGAAAUCCACAACAGCGAUGAUGUAAAGUCAGGGUCCUUGAACGUUUCAGAGUCUGACCCCAUCGAGGCCAUUGCACGUUUUGACUACUCUGGACGCACCAACCGCGAGCUUUCCUUUAAGAAGGGGGCGUCUUUGCUGCUGUACCACCGUGCAUCUGAUGACUGGUGGGAGGGUCGCCACAACGGCACAGAGGGACUCGUGCCGCACCAGUACAUUGUAGUGCAGGACAUGCCUGAUGGAUAUGCAGGCAGAGGAAGUCCCAAAGCUGACCUAGAGGCAUCCCAUGAUGCUGUGGAAGAGAAAGUGUCUACCAGAGCCAGUGCCAGUUCACCCAUUGGAGGUCAUGUGGCUGAUAUAUACCUAGCUAACCUCAACAAGUUGAGGAAACGUCCAGAAGCAACCAGCAUCCGGAGAACAAUCCGGGCAGUGGAGGGGCUUGGUGAGGGCUCAUCCGGAGCAGCAGGGGGUUUAAAGACCUCCUCCAUGCCUGCAGGUGGACUGGCCAAGGAGGGGACAGACAAGCGACCAGUCAGCGCUCACAGCGUCCUGAACUCCAUCACUCGACACUCGUCUCUGAAGACUAAGGUGGAAGGUCCUCAGCUCCGUAAGUCCACGCCUGCAGGACGAUCCAAGAGUUUCAGCAAUCACAGACCACUGGACCCGGAGGUCAUCGCUCAGGUGGAGCACAGCUCACAGGACAUUGAGGCCACUAUGAACACAGCUCUAAGUGAUCUCCGAGAGCUGGAGAGGCAGAGCAGCGUCAAACACGCUCCUGACGUUGUGCUUGACACUCUAGAGCAGCUAAAAAGCGGCGGGGCUUCUGAACCCUCCAGCCCGCUUCAUUCCCGCCUGCUCCGUGAGGCCGACUCCUCCCAGCAUCCUCUGCAGCGCAGCGCCAGUUCGGCCAGCGACAUGCCCUCCACCUUCCGGCCCGGCAAGAGUGCCAGUCCCAAGAGCCCUCUUUCUUCAAUGUCUACCACAGGUCUAUCUGCUUCCGGCUCCACCUUCAGAGAUAACAAACCUCCAGCCACCAAACCCAAGCCUGUUGUGUUCCCAAAAAGCAGUUCGGCCGGGGGCAGUCCAGCGAUGGGAUCCCCAACCACCACCAUACCACCAACACCACCACCCCCUCCGCCGCCCACCGACAAGUCCUGCCCGGUCUGAGGGUUCACAGCCUCGAUCCGCGAUCUGUUUCUUAGUAAUUCCAAGAGCACCCUCUGAUGCUGAUUUUUUUGGAUCUAUUUGGACAAUUUAACUGACUCAAACUGAUAUCGGAUGCUUGCGUGAGUGAGCAUGAGUGUGGGUGUGGAAUUAAUAAACAUAUGUGGAAAUAUUGAAGUGAUUUUACAGCGCUGUUUUAGUUUGGAUUGAGACAUGGACAUCAGCAAUCCCUCUUUUCUAAUCCCAAAUUAGUGGUUUGGAGUUUUUCCCGCCUGUAUAGACUGAUUUUAUGGGAAAGGGGUCAGACUUUGAGGACAAACAAGCAGUAGAUAUGCUUUCCGAGGACACUUUGGUGCUGGUGCACCUUGAAGCAGGUCACAACAUCGCAGUGAAUAGAACAAAAAUUCCUUGUCACAUGACACCUCCAACAUAACUUUUUCUACAGAUUCUUCACAUCUGUUAUACAAUAAUCACUAGUUACAGUUCAUUUAUCACCAUAUAAUCCACAUUGGCAAAGUUUCUGCUUCUUUUUUAGCUAAUCCUGCCAUCGACGGGCACCUAAACAUGACAAAUAACGGUGAAAGAACAUCUUUGCAUGAGGAUUCACAAGAUAUUUGCAUGGCGAACACGGCUCCCCUAACAAACGGAUUCAUUUCAUACCGGUCAAAAGCACUUCUGAAAUUAUUAACAGUCUAACAUGUCAUUUUAUUGUACUAUUAUAUCUAUCAGUGGGCACAUAAAAGAGGGUGUUGUUUUGUAUUAGUUUAAUAAUGAUUAUAACUGGAAAAAAAAUGUCUAAAAAUGUGGAAUGUCAGGCAAGCACAUAAUUUCUUCAUUGCCCGUGUAUAAAAAAACAAAAACGGAUAAAAUAAAAAUAAUUUUAUUUAAUUUUCCCUAUAGGUUAUUACUCACCUCUGGGUCUGUAUCAUGAUAUAUAUGUAUUAGUAUGUGUGUUUAAGUACAGUAUGUAUAUUCUGAAUCUUAGCAGCCUAACAUCAGUUGUUGUUUUUUUUUUAGAGAUUUAUGGCUUUACAAUGCAAAAAGGGAAAGACUUCGAACAGACUAAAGGGGGACACAUGCAAAAACGUAGCUCAGUUUUUCACACUCAGAAAGGAUAAAGCGUGCAAAAAGCCUCUUUAAUGUCUGACAAUCUGCCUGUCCAAAUAGCUAAAUGUCCCUCACACGGUCUGCCUGAUUAUGCCUUCGACAGAAUGGAUCGGACAAGUCUGUAUUUUCCUAAGUGAGGCCUUAUUAUCCGAGAAAAUGAGUUGUGGUGGUUGGCGCAAGUAGCCUGCUUCACUUUGAAGCAUUACAAGCCUUGUACAGUCUCACAUGCAUGACUGAGCGUGACUCCUGGAAAAUAUCUACGGACAGACCAAGAUGUUUAUGACAGAGGCAUUUUUUCCCCCAAGUGACGUCAGGUUUUUUUUUUUCCCCUAACGUGUUGUCGUGUUCUGAAAAUGUCUUCACAGGUGGUUACAUUUGUUCAUGUGUUAAUGAUUGGAAGUAUUCUGUGUGUGUUGUUCCUGAUACCUCAUAAAGGCAACUGGAAACUGUCUUAUUGGAGUUCUUUUGUGGGCGGGACUUUUACAUGCAAAUGACAGCAGGUAACUCAUGGUGUGUGUUUAAUGUGUAAUGUUAAUAGUAUGCUGUUGGCCGAGGCCUCUGUUUACACACAAAAUGUUUUCUUUCAUUGAGUAAAUUGAAAUCAAUCAUUAUACACUUGAAUCUGCAUUGUAUGUUUGUGAACAAAUUAAGUGAGGGUGAUUUUCUUUCUUUUUUUUGUAAUCAUAACUAUUGUUAAAAUGUAAUUCCUGUCCAUUUGAAGCAAGACUGUAAAAUGAAUCGUCUUGUCAGAUAUAUUUAUAGUUGUCCAUUCAGAUAUCUGUUACCAGAGAAACCUGUGUUCAGAUGUACUUUGUAUAUACAAUUGUGUACAUUACAGAGGUACAUUCUUUUUCUUUUCCUUUUUUUCCCCCUAUUUUGUUUGUGGGUUUUUUUUCUUUUUGGUACAAUAUUGUAC
This is a messenger RNA of Ctenopharyngodon idella (grass carp), 6128 nucleotides long. It is a transcript of the gene srgap2, whose product is annotated as SLIT-ROBO Rho GTPase activating protein 2. Gene Ontology annotation, biological process: signal transduction; negative regulation of cell migration. The transcript is spliced from 23 exons. Lineage: Eukaryota; Metazoa; Chordata; Actinopteri; Cypriniformes; Xenocyprididae. The record is from RefSeq and is a predicted model, not a curated record. Bases 785 to 4108 code for a protein of 1107 amino acids. Gene Ontology annotation, molecular function: protein binding. Gene Ontology annotation, cellular component: cytoplasm.